CAUACGUUUCUUCUCUCUCAUUUCACACACAGCUCAUUCACGAAAUUCAAUCAUUAGAAAUCUGAGAUGGAUAAUCCGAACGGAGAUCCGAUUUCCGACGAGAGCAGCAGUCUCCGGCGCCGGAAGUUGGGGGCUUUAUUCGCCGCCGACUUUAGCCCCAAUUUGGAAAACGAGUACGACGAAUCUGGCCGCCAUUCCCGCUCCUCCCGCCGGAUUAGUGAUGUCUCGCCGUCGCCGUCGACGACGCCGCCAUACUUCAAUCCGGCGUCGUUUUACUCCAAUCCGAACAGCGUCGCUUCUUCUCCGUACAACAAUUUUAUGUCGCCUUGGAGCCAAUCGUCGCCGUACACCAAAUCGCCGUGGAUUCAUCUCCCUGCCGCGACGCCGCCGUUGUCCUCCGCCGGCGACGGCCUGAUCGGGUCGCUCGUUCGAGAAGAAGGCCACGUUUAUUCGCUGGCGGCGUCGGGGGAUUUGCUCUACACCGGAUCGGAUAGCAAAAAUGUUAGGGUUUGGAAGAACUUUCGAGAAUUCUCUGGAUUCAAAUCGAGCAGCGGAUUGCUGAAAGCCAUUGUUGUUUUGGGUAAUAAGAUCUUCACAGGGCAUCAGGACGGGAGAAUUAGGGUUUGGAGAUUUACAGGGAAGAGCCACAAACGGAUUGGGAGCCUGCCGACGACCAGGGAUAUUUUGGUAAAAUCGCUCAAUCCGAGAAACUACGUUGAGGUUCGCCGGCACCGGAGCGUGCCGUGGGUGAAGCAUUACGACGCCGUUUCGUGCCUGAGCGUCGACGCCGAUCAAGGUCUGCUCUACUCCGGUUCGUGGGAUAAAUCGAUCAAAGUGUGGCGGAUCUCCGAUUCGAAAUGCCUCGAAUCGAUUCGGGCUCACGACGACGCCGUGAACGCCGUCGCCGUCGCCAUUGACGGCCUGGUCUUCACGGGGUCCGCUGACGGCACGGUGAAGGCGUGGCGGCGGGAGCUCGUGGGGCGGUCGACGCGGCACGUGCUGGUGGAGACGAUUCUCCGGCAGGAUUUCGCCGUCACGUCGCUGGCGGUCAGCGACGCUGCCCGGACGGUCUACGCCGGCUCCUCCCACGGCCUCGUAAAUUUCUGGGAACGAGCGCGCCAUUUCAUGUCUUACGGCGGCGUUCUGAGGGGGCAUAAACAGGCGGUGCUGUGCCUCGCGGCGGCCGGAAAAUUGGUCCUGAGCGGCUCCGCCGACAAGAGCAUCUGCGUCUGGCGGAGGGACGACGGCGGCACUCACACCUGCGUGACGGUAUUGACAGGCCACGCCGGCCCGGUGAAAUGCCUGGCGGUGGAAAGGAACGUCGCCGCCGUGGAGGAGGAGGACGACGACGAUAAGCGGUGGCUUGCGUACAGUGGAAGCUUGGACGGGAGCGUAAAGGUGUGGAGGGUGUCAGAGCAUUGACGGAAAAAGUUUCCGGCGGACGGAUGACGAUGAAAACGACGACGUAUGUCAGUUGGAAUGUGAUGGCGCGUCGAUUCACGCGCCUCUGCCGCGCGUGGACAUACCGGCCAAUGGGAAAAUGAUUAAUUGGAAGCUUCCAAGGUUGAAUUAGGAAAAAAUAUUUAGUUGACAAGCAACCUUAAUUUGAACGGACGGCUGUAAAGAGACGUUGGGGAUAAAAUCUCAGCAUAGCAAAGUAUAUAUAGCUUAGGCUAAAACUUUAAUGCUUACUUACAGAUGAAUUCAUUUCAUACAUUUUAUUUUUA
Andrographis paniculata is the source of this 1727-nucleotide messenger RNA. RefSeq names its product protein JINGUBANG-like. Bases 67 to 1422 code for a protein of 451 amino acids. The transcript has a single exon. Gene Ontology annotation, molecular function: protein binding. Lineage: Eukaryota; Viridiplantae; Streptophyta; Magnoliopsida; Lamiales; Acanthaceae. The record is from RefSeq and is a predicted model, not a curated record.